CCCUCGCGGAGUGAUUUAACCAGGACUACACCCAAGCGCUUGUCUCGCCGCAGCUGCAUUCUCUUGGUCGGCAGGUCUAGAAGAAAGCCGGGACUUGACGAAGCCGGGUGCUUUUUUUUUUCCAUCAACCCCCCCUCCGCUUGUUGGAAGCCAUUGAAGCAGCCUUCGCAUUCUCCAGCUUCCCUUCGUGGUUCGAGAGGCGUCUGUGAACUUGUCUUUUUUUUUUUUUUUUGUAUCUUUAGACUCAUCCUCAGAAAACAUGUCCUGGCAAUCUUACGUGGACAAUCUGAUGGCCGAUGGCAGCUGCCAAGACGCGGCCAUUAUCGGUCACAUUAGAGACUCCAAAUACGUCUGGGCGUCAUCUCCCGGUGGCGCGUUUUCCACCAUGACGGUGGCCGAAAUUGACGCGCUCAUGGGAAAGGACCGCGCGUGUUUGCUCACCUCUGGGCUGACCGUAGGCAAUAAGAAGUGCUCCGUGAUCAGAGAUAGCCUCCAAAAUGAUGGUGACUGGACAAUGGACAUCCGGACAAAGAGUCAAGGAGGAGAGCCCACAUUCAAUGUUUCUGUAGGCAGAGCUGAGAAAGUAUUGGUUUUGGUCAUGGGCAAAGAAGGUAUCCAUGGAGGGAUUCUCAACAAGAAAGCUUAUGAUAUGGCCGACUACCUGAGGAAGAUGGGAUAUUAAAGCAAUCUCCAACCACCCACCUACCCACCUACCAUCCAUCUGUUGCGAGUCUUAUUCUGGUAUUUUUUUUUUUCAAUUAAAGACACUCUACCAUUCCGUCGUUUCAUCAUUUUUUUGGUCACCUGUGUUGGAAACACAUACACAGGUCUCUACGUUCUGGCGGACUAAUACCUCAUCAAAAGUCCGAAAGAAGAGGAAGUACAUAUCUGGAAAAACAGCAAAGUCACUUCCCGGUUCUUCAAAAUAAAACCAAUACUUCAAAAAAAAAAAACAUAACACCAUCACACUAUUAUUACACAUCUACCGCCCUGUUGCAUUUCACACUUCCAGCCCUAGUUAGUCCCCCCCCCCCUUUUUCUGCCUUCUUUCCUCCCCAGCACACUUUUUGUUCCUCCUCCCUUCAAGACAUCACUUCUGUUCUCCACCAAGACCAGCAAAAAAAAAAAAAAAGCCAAACUUGAAAAUGUCUGGGUUUAUUUAGUCCACACGGCCAACAACGUCACGGCAUCUUCCUCCCCAACCUUCACGUCCCGGAAGAGACAGCGUGCUCGCCAUCUCGCUUGUGUCCCCCCCCCCCCCCCAAAAUUGAUGGUAGUCAAAGUGAGUGUGGGGGAGGGGCUUAUAAACCAGCUGGGCCAAUGACGCUGGUAGCUUCUCCGCCCCCACCUGUCCAAUCACAGCAACGGACAUUCCACGGUUACUGGCUCAGGCACUUAAUAUCAUGUUUGUUUUUUUGCCAGCUCCUGUAAUUAAUAUUGUUGCCAUUUCCCCCACUUUGUAUUUUUUUUAAAAAUAGGACCAAGUGUAGUCGUGUUGGUUCAACACCAAGUUGUACCGAUCACAUGCAGGGGAGGUGAACCACUUUCUCCUGCAUUUGAACGCCCUCCUGCUGUGUUGACAACUGAAACUGUGGAAUAAAUAAAAUUGCCUUCUGUCGUCGUCGCUGAGCCGCAACGUUUUGUCCUCGCUCACUAACGUCCAAGCGCUAAACACCUUUGGGAGACGGGAGUAAACGAUCAGAAAUUGUGUGCCAUAAUGUUAGAAAUCUCAUUUCAUUGGCACCCCCCCUUUUUAAUUUUUUUUUUUUUAAAAAGCUUCCGCUUCACUUCUAGGCCUAGAGGACAUUUGUACUCAUCAAAUCUGUUUAAAGUCUUGUUGGCUGAUUUAGUUUCUUGUAUCUGGGAUACAGUCUGUCAAUGCAUACCAACAACAAUGCCAUACCUUGUUUACAGACAGAUCUAAAUAAAUUUAUUCCAACCAGA
Molecule: messenger RNA, 1944 nt
Organism: Nerophis ophidion (straightnose pipefish)
Lineage: Eukaryota; Metazoa; Chordata; Actinopteri; Syngnathiformes; Syngnathidae
Product: profilin-2-like
Exons: 3
Coding region: 260-682 (140 amino acids)
Biological process (GO): actin cytoskeleton organization; positive regulation of actin filament bundle assembly; regulation of actin filament polymerization
Cellular component (GO): cytoplasm
Molecular function (GO): actin binding
Source: RefSeq, a predicted model, not a curated record